CUUCCAGCCCAUCUCUUGCUCAGGCAAGUUCUGUGACCGCAGCUAAGCGCUACAAGCUAUGAAAGGGUUAAAGCAACGGCGGUCCGAAUCCUAGAGCGGCCCAAGCAUAUGUCAAAGGAAGAUGAGGCGCAUGGGCGGGCGGAAGGGAGACGCUGCUUUCCGGUUCCCGCCCUCCCUCUCUUGACUGGCGCCUGAAAAUGACGUAGUCGGCUGCAGGUUCUCCGCGAGGGAAAUGAGAGCGCAGGUGAGUGAAAGGUGGGAAGAUGCAGAGAGUCUGCCCAGGUCCGCUUCUGUUUUAAUUUAAUUUAAUUUUUUAAUUGCUCCUUAUUCUGAGCUUGGGGAGGUCUCAUAAGACAAGAGGACCAGGGCGACGGAGGCAUCCCCAUCACUUGGGUCAGCUGCUGGUAAAAGUUGCAAGCUGGCCCUCCCAUUAAGCGGAAUGAAUUGGGGGACUGGUUUUGAAUGGCCAGGUUUGGGUGCUGUGCCUUUUGUUGCUGAUAGCUCCGUUGGUGAGAGCAUGGUGCUGAUAACAUCGAGGUCUGGGUUCAAGUCCCCAUAUGCGGCACCUGCAUCAUCCUGCGUUGCAGGGGGUUGGACUGGAUGACCCUCACGGGUCCCCUCCCACCGCACGGUUAGACUUUCCAAGUGCAGGGUGCUAUUUUCCACCAUGCCGCAGGCAGCAUAAUGUCUUAGGCCAGCCCUGCUUCUGGGCUGCUGAGAUCCCCCACCCAUUCCCAAUCUUAUGUAUGGCCUUAUUUCCACUAUACAUUUAAAGCAGUCUCAUACCACUUUCAGCAGUCGCUGCUUCCUCCAUAAAAUCCUGGGGAGCGCAAUUUGUUAAGGGAACUGAGAAUUGUUAAGAGACACAUGCCCACAUUCCCCUCCAAUUCCAAGAGUGUCUUCUCAAUUCAGCCGUUUUCUAAGGGACUCUGGGAUUGUUUUAAAGUGUUUUAGAGGCUGUAGGAAGCUAUCCUGGCUGUUUACAUCACCUUGGCUUGUGAGCACAGGAGGGGAAUUAAGUAUCAUGUGCCUUUAGUAUUUUUGUCUGUAGGCUCCUUGGGAAUUAAAAUAGAUUUUUGGAGGUGCGGAAAUAGCAGACCCAAUUAAUAUGGGGUAUUCAGAGAUUCCGAGAGGUUUUAGUCUUCAGUCCUGUCGCAGGAAACCCGCCCCCCCAAUCAUUCAGUUUGUACAAACUUCACACACACUCACACACUACAUACACUACGCUUCUGUUAUAAAUUCAUAGAAAAUCAACCAUACAUUGGAUUUUCACUGUUCCACUUUUAUUUUACUCCAUGAAGGAAGGACUACAUAAUGGGGAAGGUUUGAUACAGGCCAGCCAUAAUCCCUUGAACAUCCCAGCACAUCCACAGGAGCCCUGCCCAGUUGCUAUGCCAACCCUGAUGGUCCUAGACAGAAGACCAUCAAGAUCACAAAGAACUUGCAUAUGGGAGUGGAUUCAGCACGACUGGAACAAAGGACAAUAAUCAGCUCUUCCCUCUGGGGGCAGGAAACUGCAAACUUCCCUCUGUCACCUGGAAAGUACUCAUGGGGAGGGGGGAGGGGGAACCAGCCAGGUGACAGGACACUCAGGUUACUACCACAACUCCUUCCUCAACCCCUCCUUUCUGUGAUGUAGGUGUGAUGUAUCUGAGGGGUCGUCUUAGGUUACACCCCUUCUGUGAUGUAUGUAUGAUGUUUCUGGGGGUGGUCUUGAUCUACAGGGUGGCAAUUUCAAAAGUCUUUAUAAGGCCUUGCACACCAUUUUUCUGCGUCCCUCCUCUCUCCUGCGGGUCAGGGGAGCACCCUGUUGCAACAGACCAAUAAAGGCCAAGCCUACAGGCUGCUGUUUUGCUCCAAGUUAUCCUGGUUGGUGUCUUUGUUUUUGUCCAAGGGAGCCCUUGGAUUUUUCCGUUAACAGUCCUAUAGAUUUUCUCUCUUAUUUUUCCCUCCACUCCCCCCUCAGUAGGUGAAGUUUGGUCAUAUUAGCUUCAAGGACAGUCAGAUUCUGCUGGUUGUUGAAAGAUCCAGAUGGUUUGCAGUCUCAUUUGAAGAGUCCAGCUGGAUGAAUAUCUUUAGCUGAAGGACAAGGAUAUUAGCAAGGGCGCUGAGGCAUCCCUAAAGGGUUGAUAGUGAAAGAGAGCAGAGAAGAGGCACAACAAGGCCAGUCCCUGUGGGAAGAAAAAAGCUGUGACGCAAGAGAUUGUGGCUGGUGCUAAAGCUGGCCAUGGAACCCGAAAUAAAAAUGGAGCAGAGCUGGAGCCCUGAAUUUGGAGAGCAAAGAUCAAUUUGUCCGAAAACUGGGAGGCUCAAGGAAGUUCUUGUGGAAGCCCAACAAAAUGUGAAACAGGAGCCAAACGAUGAGCCGUCAAGGAACUGGGACGCCCAGUUGCAGGAGUUUUUGAAGAUGCUACAGGAUUCCCAUUCUGGAGAGGGAAACCCACAAGUGCCUGAGACAAGGGAUUGGGACAAUCCCAAAGUAUUGGAGGUCACUUCUGAGGGAGUGACAGAUGACCACAGCUGGCCCAGAGCAUUGUGGGCUUCCCAAAUCCAGCCACGUCUUGCUGGGGAAGCCCAAGAGGACCAUGAGACCAAUCUGGGUGCCACUCCCAGUGGGAAGGAGAAGGCAAGAACUCCGUCUGGGGAUGGUGCCGAGAUGGAGAGGCAGCGCCGGUGUUUUCGUGAGCUCUGCUACGAAGAGGCCGAUGGGCCUUACAAGCUUUGCAGGCAGCUCCAGGAGUGUUGCCAUCAGUGGCUGAAGCCGGAGAGACACACCAAGGAACAGAUCCUGGAGCUGGUGACCCUGGAGCAGUUCCUGGCUGUCCUGCCCUCAGAGAUGCAGAGCUGGGUGAGAGAACGUAACCCAGGGAGCUGUGCCUGGGCAGUGACCCUGGCGGAGGAAUUCCUUCUGAGUCAGAAGGAGGUCAACAGCUGGGAAGUGCAGGUAAGAUGAUGUUUCCAAAGUUGUGUCCUUGGUCACAUCCACAGCAUACAUUUGUUGCACGUGUGGAUCAUAUGGCUUCCUCCAAAGUGUCCUGGGAAGUGUAGUUUAUUAAGGGUGCUGUGUGUUGUAGCUCUGUGAGGGGUAAACUACAGUUCCCAGAACUCAAUAGGGAAAAGCCAUGUGCUUUAAAUGUGUACUGCAGGCAUUGCAAGCAUGCCUGAAUUGGGUUUCGAAAAUGGUGCCCUUGAACCACUCCUGGGUCUUGAGUUGCUAUGGCUAUGACUACUACUACUACAGUGGUACCUCGGGUUACAUACGCUUCAGGUUACAUACGCUUCAGGUUACAGACUCCACUAACCCAGAAAUAGUACCUCGGGUUAAGAACGUUGCUUCAGGAUGAGAACAGAAAUUGUGCUCCAGCGGCGUGGCGGCAGCAGGAGGCCCCAUUAGCUAAAGUGGUGCUUCAGGUUAAGAACAGUUUCAGGUUAAGAACGGACCUCCAGAACGAAUUAAGUGCUUAACCCGAGGUACCACUGUACUAUUAUUAUUAUUAUUAUUAUUAUUAUUAUUAUAACUUAUUAUCAGUCUAUUUUUUGCCAAUGCAACCUAAAGCGACAUACAACAAUGUUCGUAAGCACAAAGCCCCAGUUGGGCACCCAGCCACCUUGACAAAGCCAGUGUCAAGGCAGGAGUGGGGAGCAAGUCAGCAGUAACUCACAAAGUGUCAGUGAAAUUCACUCAUUAUUCAAAGAAACAAAGCAGCUCAGGCCUAGUGAUCACAGCAAUUCUUCCCGGUAGAUCUUGACCCAAUGAGGCAGUUGUGAGGAACCUGGGACUCCUUCCUCUUGUCUCCCUUUGCUCCACCCUCUUCAUUCCCCUUUGUGUUCUGGGAGACUAGGGGGCUUAUAUUAUGUCCUCACAUUCUUGGACAGAUUGUGAUAAUAUCAAGUCCUUGUAAUAAGUAACAUUUAUCGCCAACCUCUAAACACACAUUUUGCCUGCACUGUGACUUGGUUUUGAACUGACUCUUCUCCCCUCCAUCUUCCCCACUGGCAGAUCACAGGGAUGUCAGAAAAGGAGCUUGUAAAUCCCCGCAAGGCAGAACAGGCUCUGCCGGGCAUGGUGAAGAUGCAGCUUUCCACAAGGCCCAAGCAGGGGGACAAGCAGAGUGUGAGCUUAUUGGGUGAGUCCCUCUGGGGUCUGUCUCUUCGAAUAUCUCAGGACUCCUGACUUUCCAGUUUUGUUGCUUUCCCCCACCUAAAAUGGAAGGCUCGUCUUCCCAGGUCACCUUCAAGCUCUGUGGGUUUUGGGGCCUAAAACUGUCCACACAACUGGCCACUGCCUGCUAAGUACAGUGGUGCCCCGCAAGACGAAUGCCUCGCAAGACGAAAAACUUGCUAGACGAAAGGGUUUUGCGUUUUUUGAGCUGCUUCACAAGACAAAUUUCCCUAUGGGCUUGCUUCACAAGACGAAAACGUCUUGCAAGUCUGUUUCCUUUUUCUUAAAACCGUUAAUACCCAGGGUGCAUUGCUUGAAGAGGUGCAGUUGCGACUUGACUUCGUGUUUUUUUUUAAAUGAUAUUUAUUAAGGUUUCAAAAAAAAGAUUACAUAGAUAAGAAGAAAAGGAAAAAAAGAAAGAAAUUUAAAAAAAGAAAAAAUACAAAAUACAGAAAAAAGAUAAAAAAAAACACUUAAAAACAAAUCAAUCUUCCAUGCCUUACAUUUCAUUUCCUGGCUUCCCUGACCUCCUCACACCUCCCUUUUUUGUAUUCCAGUUCAAUUAGUUAAUUCAGCAAUACCUUUCCCUCUUUGUUUUUGUCUUAAUCCUUUAACUUAAUAUGUUAUAACUUUAGAUUCUCACCUGUUAACAAUCCAUUUUUACAUACACCUUUAUAACAUUGCUGCUAAAACCACUUAACUUCAUUCUGACAUCAUUCUAACAUUCAUUAAUUUUGCAGUAUUUCUGUAAAUAGUCUUUAAAUUUCUUCCAAUCUUCUUCCACCAACUCUUCUCCCUGGUCUCGGAUUCUGCCAGUCAUUUCCGCCAGUUCCAUAUAGUCCAUCACCUUCAUCUGCCAUUCCUCCAGUGUGGGUAAAUCUUGUGUCUUCCAAUAUUUUGCGAUGAGUAUUCUUGCUGCUGUUGUGGCAUACAUAAAAAAAGUUCUAUCCUUCUUUGGCACCAAUUGGCCGACUAUGCCCAGGAGAAAGGCCUCUGGUUUCUUCAAGAAGGUAUAUUUAAAUAUCUUUUUCAUUUCAUUAUAGAUCAUCUCCCAGAAAGCCUUAAUCCUUGGGCACGUCCACCAAAGGUGAAAGAAUGUACCUUCAGUUUCUUUACAUUUCCAACAUUUAUUAUUGGGCAUGUGAUAGAUUUUUGCAAGCUUGACUGGUGUCAUGUACCACCUGUAUAUCAUUUUCAUAAUAUUCUCUCUUAAGGCAUUGCAUGCCGUAAACUUCAUACCUGUGGUCCAUAACUGUUCCCAGUCAGCCAUCAUUAUAUUAUGUCCAACAUCUUGUGCCCAUUUAAUCAUAGCAGAUUUCACCGUUUCAUCCUGAGUAUUCCAUUUCAACAGCAAGUUAUACAUCUUUGACAAAAUCUUAGUUUUGGGUUCUAACAGUUCUGUUUCUAAUUUUGAUUUUUCUACAUGGAAGCCAAUUUUCUUGUCCGAAUUGUAUGCCUCCAUUAUCUGAUAAUAAUGAAGCCAAUCUCGCACUUUGUUUUUUAGUUUCUCAAAACUCUGCAGUUUCAAUCUAUCUCCCUCUUGUUCCAGAAUUUCCCAAUAUUUCGGCCAUUUGGCCUCCAUAUUGAGCUUUUUCUGAGCUUUCGCUUCCAUCGGUGACAGCCACCUUGGGGUUUUAUUUUCCAGUAGGUCCUUAUAUCUUAUCCAGACAUUAAACAAUGCUUUCCUGACAAUAUGAUUUUUAUUUUUUUAUUUUUUAAAAUGAUUUUUAUUAAGGUUUCAGUAAAAAAUUAAACAUAAAAACAUAAAAAAGAAAUACACAAAUACACAGUACAUAAUCCAAAGAAGAAAAAAGCACAGAAAACAAAAAACAAAGAAAAAGAAACAGAACAAUUAAAAACAAUAUCACCUUUUCAUUUCCGUUUUUAAAUUUACUUAUUUUCUGGACCUCCUCAUACCUCCCUCUUUUGUAUUCCAAUUCAAAUUGUUUGUCCAGCAAUUUCUUUCCCACUUUUUAAUCCCAAUCUUUAAUCUUAAUAUAAUAUAGCAUUAAAAUUUUACCUCUUAAAUACCAAAUUUCCAUUUCCUUAAACUUCUUUAAUCCUAAUCUUUCAUCUUAGUCUAUCUAUAACUUUAAAUCCUGUACAGCUGGAAACCACUUAUUUUCAAUCCAACAUCACUCUAACAUUCUUUAAUUUUGUAGUGUUUCUGUAAAUAAUCUUUGAAUUUCUUCCAAUCUUCCUCCACCGACUCUUCUCCCUGGUCACGGAUUCUACCAGUCAUUUCCUCCAGUUCCAUAUAGUCCAUCAGUUUCAUCUGCCAUUCCUCCAGCGUGGGAAGUUCUUGUGUCUUCCAAUACUUUGCAAUGAGUAUUCUUGCUGCUGUUGUUGCAUACAUAAAGAAAGUUCUAUCCUUUUUUAUCGCCAUUUGGCCGACCAUGCCCAAGAGAAAGGCCUCUGGUUUCUUGGGGAAGGUAUAUUUGAAUACCUUUUUUAAUUCAUUAUAUAUCAUUUCCCAGAAAGCCUUAAUCUUUGGGCACGUCCACCAAAGGUGAAUGUACCUUCAGUUUCUUUACAUUUCCAACAUUUAUUAUCGGGCAAGUGAUAGAUUUUUGCAAGCUUGACUGGGGUUAUGUACCACCUGUAUAUCAUUUUCAUAAUAUUCUCUCUUAAGGCAUUACAUGCCGUAAAUUUCAUACCUGUGGUCCACAACUGUUCCCAGUCAACAAACAUAAUGUUAUGUCCAACGUCUUGUGCCCAUUUAAUCAUAGCCGAUUUUACCGUUUCAUCCUGAGUGUUCCAUUUCAGCAGCAAGUUAUACAUUCUUGACAAAUUCUUGGUUUUGGGUUCUAACAGUUCAGUUUCUAAUUUUGAUCUUUCCACCUGGAAGCCAAUUUUCUUGUCCAAUUUAAAUGCCUCCAUUAUCUGAAAAUAAUGAAGCCAGUCUCGCACUUUGUUUUUUAGUUUUUCAAAGCUCUGCAAUUUCAGUCUAUCUCCAUCUUGUUCCAAAAUUUCCCAAUAUUUCGGCCAUUUGACCUCCAUAUUGAGCUUUUUCAAGGCUUUCGCUUCCAUUGGUGACAGCCACCUUGGGGUUUUGUUUUCUAACAAAUCCUUAUAUCUUAUCCAAACAUUAAACAGCGCUUUCCUGACAAUAUGAUUUUUAAAUGCUUUAUGUGCUUUGACCUUAUCAUACCACAAAUAUGCAUGCCAUCCAAAUACAUUAUUAAAACCUAAGUCCAAAAUGUCAGUGUUUUCAAGAAGCAGCCAUUCUUUCAGCCAGCAAAAAGCUGCUGAUUCAUAAUAAAGUUUAAGGUCUGGCAGGGCAAAUCCACCUCUUUCCUUUGCAUCCGUUAGUAUUUUAAAUUUUAUUCUAGGCUUCUUGCCCUGCCAGACAAAUCUAGAGAUAUCUCUCUGCCACUUCUUGAAGCAAUCCAUUUUGUCGAAAAUUUGCAAUGUUUGAAACAGAAACAACAUUCUAGGCAAUACAUUCAUUUUUAUCGCAGCAAUAUGGCGUAGCAGUGAAAGCUUCAAAUUUGACCAAAUUUCUAAAUCUUUUUUCACUUCAGUCCAGCAUUUUUCAUAAUUGUCUUUAAAUAGAUUCCCAUUUUUGGAUGUCAUGUUAAUCCCCAGGUAUUUCACUUUCUUAACCACUGUUAAACCUGUCUCAUUCUGAAACCUCUCUCUCUCUCAAUCGCUGUUAAAUUUUUCUCUAAGACCUUUGUUUUUAACUUAUUCAGUUUAAAUCCUGCAACCUGACCAAAUUCUUGAAUCAGUUCCAAAACCCUUUUAGUGCUAGAUUCUGGCUCCUGUAAUGUCAAUACUAAGUCAUCUGCAAAUGCUCUCAAUUUGUACUGUUUAGCUCCGACUUGUAUACCUUUAACCAAUUGGUCCCUUCUAAUCAUAUUCAGCAGGACCUCCAGGACCAAUAUAAAAAGCAAUGGGGAGAUUGGGCAACCUUGUCGUGUCCCUUUUUCUAUCUUAAAUUCCUCCGUCACCAUGUUAUUUACAAUUAAUUUAGCCUUUUGUUCUGAAUAAAUUGCACUUAUACCGUUUCCAAAGCCUUGGCCUACCCCCAUCCCCUGUAGGUUCUUCUUCAUAAAAUUCCAAGAAAUGUUGUCAAAAGCUUUCUCCGCGUCCACAAAUAUCAAAACUGCCUUAGUAUUUAUAUUCACUUGUAAUUUUUCUAAGAUAUUGAUUAUGUUUCUCACAUUAUCAGACAGAUGUCUACCCGGGAGUAAGCCUGCUUGAUCUUUAUGUAUCUCUUCCACUAGCACUUUUUUUAGUCUUUUAGCCAAAAUGUCUGCAAAGAUUUUAUAAUCCACAUUGAGCAGUGAUAUGGGGCGGUAGUUCUUAAGCUGCGUCUUUUCAGUCUCUGUUUUCGGUACAAGUGUAAUGUACGCUUUUUUCCACGACUCUAGUCCCCUUUUCCCAUCCAUUAUUUUGUGGCAGACUUCCUUUAAAGGUUGUACUAACCAUUCUUUUAAGGAUCUGUAGUAUCUAGAAGUCAGUCCAUCCGGUCCUGGAGAUUUACCUAAUUGCAUAUUCUGAAUGGCGCCUUCUACCUCCUGUUCAGUUAUUUUAUAGUUCAGCAUUAUUUUCUUGAGAGAUUUUUUGUAAUCCAUUUAUUUUCAAAAAUCGGUCUACAUCAAUUUCUUUCUGUGGCCCUUGUGUAUAUAGUUGUUUAAAAUACCUCUGGAAACAGUUUCUAAUCUCAACUGGGUUCUGUAUGUUCCUUCCUUCCACUUCUAAAUUUGUAACAGUAUUUAGUUUUUGUCUUUUUUUCAUUUGCCGAGCCAACAAUUUCCCACAUUUAUUAGCCGACUCGAAUGUCUUUUGUCUCAUUUGUUUGAUUUUCCAUUCUAUCUCCUGAUUCAUCAUUUUCAUGUAUUGUACUUGAUGUAACUUUAUUUCUCUCAAAAUCUCUUGCGACUUUGGUUUUGCUCUCAAUUUCUUUUCACUUUCCUUUAUUUUCUCCAAUAUUUUAUCCUUCUUCUCAUUUUGGAUUCUCUUCUUUAUUGCGUUCUGUUGUAUCAAGAACCCUCUCAUAACAGCUUUGCUUGCGUCCCAGAUUACUCUUUUUUCAACAUUGGUGUUCAUAUUUAUCUCGAAAUAGUCUCUCAAGGUUUUUUGGGCCUUCUUAAUCACUUCUUCAUCUCUAAAUAAGGUGUCAUUCAUCCUCCAUCUGAAGGAACCAGUUGGUGUUAGUUUCAUCUCCAUCUUCACAGCAUUGUGGUCGGAGCAGGUUUUUGGGCAAAUUUCCACUUUUCUUGUCUUUGGUGCCAUUCCUCUAGUUACCCAUAUUUGGUCAAUUCUUGUCCAUGUCAGUUUGGCUUCAGAGAAGAAGGUUCCCUCUCUGGCCAAGGGAUUCUUUGUUCUUCAAACAGUUGCGACUUGACUUCGAGGAGCAACUCAUAGCACACGGUGUGGUAGCCUUUUUUGAGGUUUUUGAAGACUUUGGUGAUUUUUGAAGCUUUUCCAAAACUUCUUUUGCAGCCAUUUGGUAAGUUAAACUUUUAAAACUUUUUUUAGGGUUUUUGGAUUUUGGGUUGGGGUGUUUGGAAUUCAAGGACCUAGUUCUGGGUUUGAAUUUCUGUGUGGUGGGUGGCUGGGUGCUUUUGAAUUUUUUGGAUGUGAAGCACUGAUUAUUAUUAUUUUUUGGUUUGCGAAGGUAGGAGCUGUGCUGCCAUGGGACCCAAGAAGACUGCUGCUGCAGAGGCCGGCGAGGGGAAGAAGGCGAAGGUUACGCUGGAAAUGAAGAAGGAGAUCAUCCGGAAGCACGACGGUGGAAUGCGUGUGACAGACCUCGCCAGGGAGUACAGGAGGAAUCCAUCGACCAUCGGGACCAUCCUGAAGAUGAGGGAGAAGAUCCUUGCGACUGAUGCAGCCAAGGGAGUCAGCAGGCUCGUGAAGAACCGCCCAGCUGUUCUGGAUGAGGUGGAGAAGUUGCUGCUCAUCUGGUUAGAAGAGAAGCAGCGUGCAGGGGACACAGUGACUGAGGCCGUCAUUUGUGAGAAGGCCAAGGCCUUGCACACAGACCUCGUCCAGGAACAGCCAGGAACCUCAGGCGGGCCAGAAGUCUUCAAGGCAAGCAGAGGCUGGUUUAACCGGUUCAAGACAAGAUCUGGAAUCCACAGCGUGGUCAGGUAUGGAGAGGCUGCCAGUUCUGAUGUUUCUGCGGCUGAAGACUUUGCAGCGGAGUUCCUGGAGGUUGUGAAGACGGAGGGCUACGUUCCACAGCAGGUCUUCAACUGCGACGAGACCGGGCUGUUUUGGAAGAGGAUGCCCAAAAGGACUUUCAUCACACAGGAGGAGGCCGAGUCGCCUGGCCACAAGCCCAUGAAGGACCGUCUGACCCUGCUCUUCUGUGCCAACGCAAGCGGCGACCUGAAGAUCAAGCCCCUGCUGGUGUACCACUCGGAGAACCCACGGGCCUUCAAGAAACACAAGGUCGACAAGGAGCAGCUGAGUGUCAUGUGGCGAUCCAACAGUAAGGCUUGGGUCACACGUGUGCUGUUUGUGGACUGGGUCAAUCUUGCUUUUGGCCCUGCUGUCAAACAGUACCUGCUGGACAACGACCUGCCGCUGAAGGCUUUGCUUCUGAUGGACAAUGCUCCUGCUCAUCCUAAAGGCCUUGAGGAGGACUUGUUGGAGGAGUUCAGCUUCAUCAGCAUCAUGUUCCUGCCGCCUAACACCACGCCACUGCUCCAGCCGAUGGAUCAGCAGGUCAUCGCCAAUUUCAAAAAACUCUACACCAAGGAGCUUUUCAGGCGAUGCUUCGAGGUGACUGAUUGCACCACCAUCACUCUGUGGGAAUUCUGGAAGGACCACUUCGACAUCGUCACCUGCUUGAAGAUGAUCACCACGGCCUGGAAAGGGAUCAGCCAGAGAAAUUUGAAUUGCGCUUGGCGCAGCCUGUGGCCGGACUGUGUGGCACCAAGUGACUCUGAUGCACCAGAGUCAACAGUGGUGCAGGACAUUGUUGCCUUGGGGAGGACCAUGGGCCUGGAGGUCACAGAGGAGGACAUCAGCAAGCUGGUGGAGGAGCACAACCACGAGCUGACCACCCAGGAGCUGGUCGAACUGCAGGCAGAGGCUGCGCAGGAGCAGGCCUCGCUGGAAGAGGAGGAAGCAACUGAGGAACGGCUGUCCUCCAAAGAACUGAGGGACAUUUGCCUGAAGUGGAAGGAUGUGCAGGCUUUUGCACAGCGGCACCACCCUGACAAGCACGUGGCACAUGACCUUGUGAACACUUUUGAUACGAGAGUCAUGUCGCCUUUCAGGGAGGUGCUGAAAAGGCGGAUGAAUCAGCAGACCAUGGACAGGUUCUUCAGCAAGAAGCAAAGAGUGGAAGAGGAACCUUCUUCGAGUUGUCCCCCAGAGUCUUAGAAAAUGUACUGUACACUUUGUUGAUUUUUAAAUGUUUUUCUGUCAUGUUUAGAAACUUAAUUGUUCCUUCAAUUUUUGAAAUGCUCUUUACAGUAUGUGUGACUUUAAAGAGCACUUAAUAAACUCUUGUUGUACCAAAUUUGGCUUUGUUUGGACUUUUUUUGACCAUAGGAACGCAUUAAUUGAAUUUCAAUGCAUUCCUAUGGGAUUUCGUGCUUCGCAAGACGAAAAAUUAGCUAGACGAAAAAACUCGCGGAACGAAUUAAUUUCGUCUUGCAAGGCACCACUGUAGUGGGCCUGCUCAAUCAUGGAGCAGAUCAAUCAUUUUUGCAAAGGUGGCAGAAGCACGGAGAGGGAAACUUGCAUCUGUAAUUCAAAAAAUUCAGUACCUAUAUAUACAAUUCAGAAACACACAGAUAGAUAGAUUUAGAACUGGAAAAUGUGCAGAAACGACCUUCAAAACUGAUCACCUCCUCUAGAAUAAAAGGUUCCGCAUUUGUUAGAAAUUGAUCUCUUAUUGUGGUGACACCUACACAGUGGAACUCCCUGCCUGUUGACAUUAAGCAGGCAUACCCUUUUUGAUUCCUGUUAAAACAUUUUUUGUUUAUAGACAACCCUAGUAAGAUAUUAGAAUGCUGAUGUGUUUUUGGUUUAUUGCUGGUUUUAAUUUUCUGAGUAUUUUAAUUGUUUUUACUGCAAUCUUACUGUUUUAUUAUUUUUAAAAACUGUUCUGGGGUUCUCUAAAAUCAAACGUCUUAUAAAUUUUGGGGGCUAUUUAAUUUGGUGGGGGAAAACAUAGUAGAGCUGUCUACAUUUAGGCAUGGAAUGGAGAAAGGGAAUAGGGACAAAAAAGAAGUCCACUUCCUCAUAAUACUUUGUAUCACAAGUGGUAGAAGAUUCAUGAGAGACAAAAUAGGAAGCACUUCUUCACAAAGAGCAAAGCUGGAGCCAGUGCUGUUUUUCUAGAAAAAAGAGGUGCCGGAACUCACCGUGAACACUUCCCUUGUUCUCUUAUAAUGGCAAUGGCACCCACCUGAGAGGAGCCAGAACCAAACCAAACUCCAGUGUGUUCCGGCUGAAAAAAAAGCCCGGAUUGGAGCUGUGUCUGAUUCCUACCCUGAUUCUGUUUUUCUUCCAGCAGGGGACAGGCGACUGAGUGAAAGCAAGAGGCAGAAGCGCUUGCGAGAAAGUCCUGAACAAACAGAGCAGCGGAAGACAACCUUGAAAGCAGGCCAAGAGAAGGAUUUCCUGUUCCAGGGAGAAGCUGAUAAGAACCAGCGUAGGGCAGAGACACAGAAGAGAAAAGACACAGAGAAGAAAGCAGAUCCAAUUAUUAUCCAAAAGGGUGUUUGCAAAGAUGCCACCCAGCAGCAUGAAAAGAAUGACAUGGAAUAUGACACGGGUGGGGAAAUCUGUGGUCAAAAGGCCCAUGGGAGUACAGACGGGGCUAUUCCCACAGAGGAGACGCCAUACAAGUGUUGGCAAUGCGGUCGGAGCUUCAGCAGCAGCUCAGACCUUUUGAUACAUGAGAGAAGCCACGUAGGUGAGAAACUGUAUAAAUGCUCCCACUGUGGAAAGAGAGAGACAAUCCAGACUGGCCAGACUGCGCAUAAAUGUUCCCACUGCGGGAAAAACUUUCACUGGAUCCCUCAAGUAAAAACCCGUGGGAGAGAAGAACGUUAUUCCUGCACAGAAUGCGAUAAAAGCUACUCCUCCAAGUCGGUCCUCCUCAAACACCAGCAACUCCACAGAGGCGAGAAACCUUAUAAAUGCUGCUUUUGCCCGGAAUCCUACAUAAACUGGUGGGAGCUCAAAGCUCAUCGGCAAACUCACCGAGGCGACACACCACAUAAGCCAUAUAAAUGUUCGCACUGCGGGAAGUUCUUCCUUUGGAACUCACAGUUUCUGUCCCGCAAGAGUAGCCACACAGCCUUCUGCUGCUACUGCGGGAAAGGCUUCAUAAAAAACUCGGAGCUCGUUGAACAUGAGAAGACCCACACAGCAGAGGAGCCGUUGGCGUGUUUUAUCUGUGGGGAAAACUUUGGAGUCAGUGCUGAACUGUUUGCCCAUGUGCGGAAGCACAGAGAGAACCAGCUUCAAUGCUCGGUUUGUGGAGGUCUUCAAGAACAGUUUGUAAGCCCGUGAACUAGAAGUUAUGGGUGACAGCCAAUCACUGCCUCCCGCUUGCACAACGUACUUCUCUUGGUGUUGUAUAUUUUAGCCAUCAAAGGCCUGAUUUAAAAAUAUUAAAAUUGUAAUGUUUUAAAAUUCCUCGUGAAUAUGAAGGGCGUGCGUGAACCUGCGCUUGGUCAGAUUUCAGAGGCAUUACAGGCGACGACCGGUUUAGCGGCGUCUGAUUUCGCAGGCGUGCAUGGCACCAAACCCAGAAGUAGCCCCCAAAGGUCAUAAAGUUGUCACAAAAGGGGGGACGGACAGGGCAGGGUAGGUUUAUGCACGCAAGUGUCCAGAACGUAACCCCCACACAAAACGAGGACUGCCUGUGUAUGCAUCUGAAAUCUGGUUGAUGGAAAGCAGAGGAAGGGAAAGGACUUUUGUGCCCAGUUCCCACUUGCGGGUUUCUCACAAGCGUCCUCUUAGCUCCUGCGAGAACAGGAUGCUUGUGGGACUUAGCCCUCUGGACAUCAGGCAGGUACCUUUGCCGCUUUCUUUUUGACACCUGCUGAAAAGCAUUUUGUCCAGACGUGUAGACGUUGGAGAGUUUUAACUUGUCCUCAAUUUACUGCUGAUUUCAAUUUUUUUAAAGGUUUCUAAUUACUUGUUUUUAACUGCUUUUAACCGAUCUGUUUAAUAUUUCUUGUAAACUGCUUAGAGGUUCUGUUUUUACAAUCAAGCGAUACAUUUUGUCAUAUAAGGCAAUAAAAAUGCUGGGUUAGAUAGAUCAGGGACUGAUCCAGAAGGCUCCUCUUAACUUUGUUGUGCCACCUAUGUGCCAGCCAUCAGCCACUUCAUGUGCUGGAGUUCCCCAGAAAACUAAGGAAACCAGGCCUUAUGAGGACUGGUUGAAGGAGCUGGGUAUGUUAACCUGGAGGAGACUGAGAGGAGAUAGGAUAGCUGUCUUCAAAUAUCUCAAGGGCUGUCAUGUGGAAUAUGGAGCAAGCUGGUUUUCUCCAGCUCUGGAUGAUUAGGACUCAAACCAAUGGCUUCAUGUUACAAGGAAGGAGAUUCCGAUUUAACAUCAGGAAGAGCUUUCUGAUGGUAAGAGCUGUUUGACAGCGGAAUGGUCUCCCUCGGGAGAUGGUGGACUCUGGGGUGCACAUGUGCUGUGUCCAGUUGGUGUCAUGAUGGUGGUACCCGCCCUUAUUCUGGUAGGAAGUGCUUAGUGGGGGCCAAAAAAAUGAGGGGGCGAGGAGGAGGGUCCGUUGAGUUGGAACGAGAACUCCUGGGGGCAGCGGCAGAAACACAAGCGCCAAAGGGACAGCUGCAGGGCAGUGGGGACGAGGCUGAGUAGGAAGACCCUCUCAAAGGAAAGGAAGAGAAUAGCAGGAAGGCCAUUGUGGCAGAGGUGGCACAACUUCUCAUUCCCUUGACCCCCCCCCCAUUUUUUAAAAAAGUACAUUUAUCUUCUGACCCCAUUACUAGUGACACCUCUCCUAUUAUAUAAUUACUGGACAUGCCCCCACCUGUUUCCCUUUCAAUGCCAUUCAGCUUUCAUGCUCUUAUACAGCAUGUUUCUUUUCAGCCAUUUAAAAAACAUUUUGCAGUCCAUUAACACCUCCACCACCAUAGAGAGAGGCAGUGUGGUCCAGUGUGUAGCACAAGGACUUGGGAGAUGCAGAUUCAAAUCCCGCCCAACAGCCACAAAGUCCAUUGAGUGCUUCUGAGGACCCUAGCCUACCUCACAAGGGGAAAUGAGGACAGGAAAAACCACGGACCUACUUUAUCUCCCUAGAGAAAAUGUGAGGUAUAAAUGUAACAAUAAAUAAAAAACGUUGGCAUGUGGGUAACCCGACUGAGAGAUGUUAACAAUGACCUUUUGGUGUUGUAAAACGUUUUCAGAUAUUUAGACUGCUUUUAAAUGGCUUAAAUAUGUUUUGUUUUGUUUUGUUUUGUUUUGUGUUCCUUAGCUACUCAUUGGUUUGCCACCCUGGGCUCUUUUGGGAGGAAGAAGGGUGGGAAUUUAAUAAAAAGAAAUCAAUUGAUAUUUAUUAAGGAUUGGAAAAUUACUGUGGGGUUUUUGCGUGAAAGAGACCGUCAACAUGCAAUAUCUGGAUCUGAAGACUGAAAAUAAUAUUGGCUUAUAGAAAAUAGAAUGAUUGGAUGUCAAUUUGAGUGAAUGCUUUGAACAAGUUGUUAUAUUUACUUGACAGAGAAUCAUAAGUCUUUCCAUCUUUUUCUAUUUCUCCCUUUUUCUUCUGUUUAUUUUUUCCCUUCUCCCUGCUCCUGUUUUUAGAUUAGAUUUUAAAAAAAUAUUUCUUUUAUUCAGGUAUAAGAAUAUACUUUGCACUGUGUAUAAACUUUUGUAUAUCUUUGGAUGAGUAUCAAUAAAAAUAAAAUGUG
Molecule: messenger RNA, 16024 nt
Organism: Podarcis lilfordi (Lilford's wall lizard)
Lineage: Eukaryota; Metazoa; Chordata; Lepidosauria; Squamata; Lacertidae
Source: the annotation of a GenBank genome assembly